Molecule: messenger RNA, 210 nt
Organism: Guillardia theta CCMP2712
Lineage: Eukaryota; Cryptophyceae; Pyrenomonadales; Geminigeraceae
Exons: 1
Source: RefSeq, a predicted model, not a curated record
UGUCUCUUCACCAACGAAUCGGAUGGCCAUUCUUCUCUUCUGGGCUUCAAGCUCGACGGGAUCCCAGUCUACGGUCCCUUCCAGUCUGUGAAUCAGUUUCCGAGCGACUUGGACGAAUGCGGCGGGCAUGUAGAUCCUGUCCACAAGUUCUAUCACUAUCACGCCGUCCUUGACAGACCUCAACUGAUGAGUUGCUUCAAGGGAUGUGUC